Messenger RNA from Amoebophrya sp. A25, 727 nucleotides. Lineage: Eukaryota; Dinophyceae; Syndiniales; Amoebophryaceae. The record is from the annotation of a GenBank genome assembly.
GUCCGUAAGGGCUGGCUCUCCUGGCUCUCACCGGCGAAGAUGUUCAGAGCCAGCACUGCGGCAAUGGACGCGGAGAAAGCGCGCAGUCGUGCUUGGCAGCGCGCGGACGAGAGCUUUCUGCAGCAAGAAACUGAUGAGAUGAGCACCGACGGAUUCACGAAUGAGACAAUGUCGGCGCUGCUGCAGAUGCAGCAGGGCACUGCCUCAUCAUUCACGAAGCUGGCGCCACCGGUGGAGCCGGAGCACGAGAUGCCCGCAUUGUGGAGCUUGAGCGCGCACGAUGAGACCCACGAUUUCGACGAUAUUUUGGCGACGCAACAGAUGGGCCGCUUUCGCGCUUUUGCGACGGUCAGCGGGCGCGCUCUGCGUGACUUCGUGUCGAGCCACGCAAAUGCUGUCUCGGAAUUGCUGCGCACAGGAAUGGAGGAGUUCGGCGACAACUAUGAGAUGCAUCAAGACGCUCGUCUGCCGGGCCACGGGGCCGAGUUUCUGGAGGUGCCGCCGCAAAAGUUUCAAACCGAGGAUGGCGAUGAACUCACGGCACAGGCGAUGCUGGCGUCCGCAACCUCCUUCUCUUUCUUGGAGGCAGAGGGUGCGUCGUCAGCCAAAGAGAAGCCAUUCGUCUUCACCGGUGCGGCGAACAUGACUCCGGAAAUCUGGCAUCGGGAGCAAGCAAAAGGCGUGUGGGCGCCGUGGAUGUAUCGUCCGGACGUCCUGAAAAUCCUGG